CUUAAGAAAUAGGAAAAAAUCCAUCAAAGACCUGACACAGCAUCUGACAGAUGGAUCUGGACUUUCAGAUGAUCUAUUUACUGUUCACUGAAGCCUCAGAAAUGGUCUCAGUGAAAGGGUGUCUGUGAAGAAGCUUAAAAACAUACCUGGAUAGAAAAACACAUAAUAGAAAGGUAUCAGUCGAGGAUUGGUGACUAAGAACCAAACAAAUCCAAAGAUCUUUGAAUGUUCUUCAAGAAGCUGGGAGAACUAUUACUGAAGACUACUUAAAGAAUUGAUAAGAAAGCUGUGUUUGGGGAUUUCAGACUGUGCUGAUGAAUAAAGGCAGUCAUUUCAUUCAACUUUGUUAGAAUUGUAAAAUCUCUGUAUUUUCCUGUUUGCACAGGUUUUCACAGUCCUGUACGCUAGCUUCAAACAUCACAUCUAUAUAAUUUAUAGAUGUAUUAUAUAUAGAUUUAGCAACAAUUAUGAUUUUUGUGUUAUUCUGUGAAUGAAUGCUGUUGUAUCAUCCCAAGUGACGAUAACACUUACAUACUAAUCUUUAAAAUUUGAAUAAAGCAUAAGUUCCAAACAGACUUUCAACAGUCCCUGAGAGGAGAAAACUACAUUCUGUAGAAAGAUGUUGAUUCAGCUAACGUGGUAAUCAUUAAUCUGAUAUCAGACAGAGUAUAAAGCUCUGGAUCUUCACUCAGGAACUCUUCAUCCCGUCACAGAGCGAGGUAUGAGAAUAACACGAAUUGUUUUCAUGUUUGCCCUGGCUGCUGCUUGUGUUCCUGCCCUCUGUGGCGAAGAGGAACCUCCGGUCCUCCACCUCGAGGCUCCUGCUGAAAGUCAGUCCCGCUUUGUUGCUUUGGAUGACGUGUAUCUCCCGGCAAAUGGCCUCCUCCAAAUGGGUCAGAGCCUGCGGCAGUUUGCGCAGAAAACAAAGGGACAGAUAAAUGAUAUCUUCCAAAAACUCAACAUCUUCAAUCGCUCUUUCAGCCAGCUGUCAGUGCUGGCCAGCGAAAUCAAGGUGACAGAAGAAGAACUGAAGAGUACUGCUACUGUGUUAAUGGCCAACAAUGAAGAACUCAGGGGCUUUUCUGAAGAGAUCAGCUCCAAGAUGAACAGCAUCCUGCAAGAGAAAAGUCAACUGCAGAAUAAAGUGGAGGGCCUCGAGGAGAAACUGAGCAGUCUGUCACUUGGCCUUGUGCCGAGUGAACGAGCAGCAGAGAUCAAUAGCCUUAGGGAGGUGAUCCAGAGCCAGGAGCAAAGCAUUACACAGCUGCUGAAGGCUGUGAGGGAACUAAGUGACCAGCUCAUCUACCAGAGGACAAAGAUCAAUAUUCUAGAGGAAAAGUAUGCGCUUUCUAUCAUUUUCUAAGUGGAUGCUGGUUCAGCACCUGUGGAGACACUAACCUGAAUGUGAGAUAUCUUCACAUGAAACUAAAGGAGUGGACUGAAUGUAGGAGAGGGAUCCAGGGGAUGUCAGGUAAAAGGCGUCUUCUUUCAAGUUGACCCAGAUCUCCAUCUAUCAUGUGGCUUCCUCCAGUGGCACCUCCCAAAAAUCGACUUCCCCUGAAUCAGACGUCCUUCUCUGAUCUGAUCCAUUUCUAUAACAGGGUCAUGUCUGUUCUUAAUUCAGUGCCAUCUGAGGUGCUGACAAUCACAGCAUCCAAUACUGAUUUUUGUCAUUGGCAGCAGCGAUUUCUCCAGGUUUCCCCAAAUCUCUUGAUUUUCUCAUUUACUGCAGAUGGUGAGAGUCUUCACAUUUUCCACAAUUUGUUCACAGAGUUUUACCCAGUGUGUUACAGACCUGUCACUAAUUAACAUAAUUAGUUGCAAAAUGUUCCUCCAGCUGUUUCUUUCUGAUACCACAUAUGCUUACAGCUUUUUCCUGCCCCGUUCCCAACUUUUUUAGAAAUGUUGCUUCCAUUAAAUUCAAAAUGAGCUCAUGUAUUACUUAAAAUUAUACAUUUACUCCAUAUGCAUACUUGAUAUGAUUUUAUUUGUGAAUAAAAUGGGGUUUAAGAGAUUUGCAAAUAAUUACAUUCUGUUUUUAUUUAUAUGUUACAAGGAUCAGAUUAUAGAGAAGAAACAGUCACAUAUGAACAGUUUUUAUAUUGUGUCACAUUUACUCACUGACCCCUGACAAUUUGGGAAGGAUCCCUUGACUGGAUCAUGACAUAGAAAGGAAAAAGUUGGAUGCAUAUAUGAGGCUCCACAAUCUCUUCUUGAAUUGUUUCUAUAUGUUUUUCAUGCUGACCUUUUUUAUGUAACAAGAGCAGCAUCUAAAAGUGUCAGCUUUUGUUGUGAUUAAUAGGUUCCUUGUUUGAUAUAUUUGUUAUUAUCACAAAAAUCAAAUAACUGUUAUAGAAUACUUUAAAAACUGGAAUUUAUUCACUUCUGAAAUGCUAAACGCAUAAAUUUUUGUCACUACUGUUGUCAGAAUUGUAAUGGAUUAAAACUGUGUUGGAGAAAAAUUGAGAGCUUAAUUUUGCUUUAUAUAUAAGAGUCGUUACAGAUGAAGUAGAAUUGUUGGAGGAAAUCCAUAUAAUUUAACAACAGGCAUCAUUUUUGGAGUUGUAAGGAAGAAAAGUUGUUCUGACAUUUUGACUGGUGGGAUGUAUAAAUAUAAACAGGCAAACCAAACACUAACAUGUAUCAACUUACAGGAAAUGGGUACACGAACCUUUUAUGGAAGGAAAGAAUGUGUUUACAUGUGACACAUUACAGUGAGAACAAUGAACUGGAUGAGAGCGAGCAUGAGUAAGAGUAUCCUGGAAUCAGGUCUGAGGACAAAUGAGGAGAUCCGAGGUCAGCUGAGGGUCAUACAUAUAUAAUGUGCGUGUGUAGUAAAUGAAGUGUGUUCAGGUGCUUGGAGAGGAUGUUAUGCAGUGAGAUGUAAGGUACCAGGAUGCAAUGAUACUCUAAAAGUCAAAUAAUAUAAAUAUCAUAUCCAACUCUGUUUCAUAAGCUUCUCAUACAGGACAUUCAGUGUCACACACACUGAAACUCUUAACCAUAUGAUUGCCUGAUUUUGUUGCAUGAGUCUGAGAAAACAGUAACAUUUUGGUACCUUUAUAGCACACUGUUACCCUGACGCAACAAACUAAUUUCUGGUAAGGGGUGGGAAGAGGGGCCAAUUUGUUUGAUAUAUCAACAAAGACCUCAAGCUCCCAUAAAGUAAGGUGAAUUUUUUAUGUUUCCUAUUAAACAAAUAAAUAAUUA
Molecule: messenger RNA, 3210 nt
Organism: Haplochromis burtoni (Burton's mouthbrooder)
Lineage: Eukaryota; Metazoa; Chordata; Actinopteri; Cichliformes; Cichlidae
Product: angiopoietin-related protein 3
Exons: 3
Coding region: 722-1363 (213 amino acids)
Biological process (GO): regulation of lipid metabolic process; triglyceride homeostasis
Source: RefSeq, a predicted model, not a curated record